UCGAACUUCAAACGUACAUGUGAAAAGAACGAUUAUAAAACAUAACKUUUUAAAGAYUUCCCCUAAGAUCCACAGCUUAUAAUGCCAUCAAGUGAUAGUGAAGGCGUUGUGCAGACAUCUCGUGUUCGCAGUGUUGUUCAGAGAGCUAAAGGCGGAUAUUCAAGAAGACAUGACUCCAARUCAAGGUCUAGAUCACCUGUGAAUAGAAGAAGGAGACACGAAGAUAAAGAGAACUACGAAGAUGAUAGGGACAACAGAAAGUGGUACAAAAGAAGCCGGAAAUCAGAAGAAUAUGAAAACAGCGAUGACAGCAGGGAAAAUAAAAACAGUACAACAAGCCAUAGACGCGAAGAACGUGACUAUAGAGAUGAAGACAGAGACAGACACAAGAGGUCAAGACAUAGAUAUGAUAGAGAAAGGAGGCAAUCAGAGUCGGAUGAAGAUUAUAGAAAGAGUUCACGGCAUGAUAGUAAAGAAAAACCUGAAGUGGAUAAUAAAAGUAAAGAACUGGAAGAAAAUUCUUCUAAGGAUAAUGACAAAGCACCAGAAAAUGAGAAAAAAGAUAAAAAGCAAGACAAUCCACUUUUGACUAGAACAGGUGGUGCAUAUAUUCCUCCUGCAAGACUUAGAAUGAUGCAAGAAAGUAUCACAGACAAAAGCAGUGAAGCAUAUCAGAGGAUWAGUUGGGAAGCUCUUAAAAAGAGUAUAAAUGGAUUAAUUAACAAGGUCAAUAUAUCAAACAUUGGUAACAUUGUUAGAGAACUCUUUCAAGAAAAUAUAGUCAGAGGCAGGGGGGURCUAGCKCAGUCUAUCAUUCGAGCCCAGUCUGCAUCACCAACGUUCACCCAUGUCUAUGCAGCUCUUGUGUCAAUUAUCAAUACAAAGUUCCCCAAAAAUGGAGAAUUAAUAUUAAGGAGGUUGGUUCUKCAAUUCAGAAGGGCUUUCAGAAGAAAUGAUAAGGCUGUUUGUCUUAAUAAUACCCGGUUUAUUGCCCAUCUUGUCAACCAACAAGUAGCACAUGAAAUUCUUGCACUUGAAAUCCUGACAUUACUCCUUCACAAACCCACUGAUGAUAGCGURGAAGUUGGUAUUGGUUUCCUGAAAGAGUGCGGAAUGAAGUUGACGGAGGUUUCGCCCAGGGGUAUACAUGCUGUAUUUGAAAGACUCCGCAGCAUUCUUCACAGUGGAGAAAUAGACCGUAGAGUAGAGUACAUGAUUGAAGUCAUGUUUGCAAUUCGAAAGGAUGGAUUUAAGGACCAUGUAGCCAUACCAGAGGGUCUGGACCUCGUUGAAGAAGAAGACCAAAUAACACACUUACUCAGACUAGAGGAAAGUGGAACUGCAGAAGACAUACUAAAUAUUUUCAAGAUGGAUCCAAACUUUUUAGAAAAUGAAGAAAAAUACAAGGAAAUAAGAAAAGACAUACUAGGAGAUAGUGAUGAUGAGGAUGAUGAUGAUGAYGACGACGAUGAUGACGACGAUGAGGAUGAUGACGAYGAGGAAGGAGAUGCACAAGGAGAAGCUAAUGAUGAAAAAAUGACAAUUAUUGACCAUACUGAAACCAACUUAGUUGCACUAAGAAGGACAAUCUAUUUGACAAUUCAAUCCAGUUUGGAUUAUGAAGAAUGCGCUCAUAAACUUCUCAAAAUGAAUAUUCAACCUGACCAGAUUCCUGAGUUUUGUGUCAUGAUAAUUGAUUGCUGUGCUCAACAAAGAUCAUAUGAGAAGUUUUUUGGACUACUUGCACAGAGGUUUUGCACUUUAAAGAAAGAGUACAUAGAUGAGUAUGUAAAGCUAUUCAAAGAACAGUAUGAAACCAUUCAUCGAUUAGAGACAAAUAAGCUGCGAAAUGUUGCAAAGUUCUUUGGUCAUCUUCUUUUUACYGAUGCAAUUCCUUGGACUGUACUUGAYUGCAUUCAUUUGAAUGAAGAUGAAACCACAUCUUCAAGCCGAGUUUUUAUCAAGAUCUUAUGUCAAGAACUAGCAGAAUACAUGGGAAUGCCAAAGCUCAAUGAGAGACUAAAAGAUCCAUUUCUGGGGCCGUACUUUGAAGGUCUCUUUCCUAGAGACAACCCAAGAAACACACGUUUUUCAAUCAACUUUUUCACCUCCAUUGGUCUUGGUGGAGUUACAGAUGAACUUCGUGAACACUUAAAGAAUGCCCCUAAGAAAAUAAUGGCACAGCAACAACAGGAGUCCAGUGACAGCAGCAGUGAUGAAUCKUCUAGUGACUCAAGCAGUGAAGAAAGCUCAAGUGAAGAGAGCUCAAGUGAAAGCUCAUCAGARGAUUCUGAAGAAGAAAGGCGAAGGCAGCGCAGAAAGAAGAGAGAAAGUGCAAAAAGAAAGAGUUCUCAUAAAAAGGAACAGAGAAAGUCACGUAGAUAGUUGCAGAAAAGAAUACACUGUAUAGUUUUAAUAUAAUCCUUGUAAUCCAAAUAUGUGUGAUAUUAAAAAAAACAUUCUUUCAAAUUGAA
Molecule: messenger RNA, 2474 nt
Organism: Exaiptasia diaphana
Lineage: Eukaryota; Metazoa; Cnidaria; Anthozoa; Actiniaria; Aiptasiidae
Product: pre-mRNA-splicing factor CWC22 homolog
Exons: 26
Coding region: 82-2385 (767 amino acids)
Biological process (GO): mRNA splicing, via spliceosome
Cellular component (GO): catalytic step 2 spliceosome
Molecular function (GO): protein binding; RNA binding
Source: RefSeq, a predicted model, not a curated record